CCCAAAUCAACAAAGUUAUCUUAAGUUCUUAACAAAUAAAAUGGCCCAAAUAUUUAUAAUUUUAUACCUGAUUCCUGAACCUCAGAACCUGAUACAGUGAGGUGAGCAGUUGAGACUUGAGAGAGGCGGAGAGCAGAGAAUCAGAGAGAGGCUGAGGCGGUCCAGCUGGAGACUGGAGACUAGAGAGAGGCGGAGAGCACAGACUAGAGUGAAAGGGAGGAUUUAAUGCUUUUUUUACCAAGGGUCUGGCUUAAUGGAAUCAUCUGCCAUUAAAUCUGGGGCUUUAGUGUCACUACAAGACUUACACCAGUCUUCUCCAUUCUUCAAGCAAGGGGCAUCACUUAGAGUUACUGGAAAGUUACAAGAGUAUUCUGUUGAGACAGCCAUAGCCAUAGUUGUUGAUGGUAAUGCCAAGCUGAAGAUCAACACUCAGCAUUUGAGGGACCUCAGCUUUCGAGUCGGUUCUAUCUACCAAUUCAUUGGUGAACUCCUUAUCCAACCUGAUGAUGAGGCAAUAUUGCAGGCACGUGUGGGUAGGAAUGUUGAUGGAAUCGAUUUAAAUCUCUAUCAUCAGUCUCUACAGCUGUUAAGACAGUUUCAAGCUGAUCACUUGAGUACAACUUAACCCAGUUUUAGUUCUGUAAAGAUACAACUGGAGAUUUCACCAAGAAAGGUAUCAAUAUCAUAGCAAACUAACUAGAACCCAUAUUCAUCCUGUCAAAAAUUAGAUGGCUUAUUUUGUGUGCUAUGUUGUGAUCUGGAAGUUAAUUUUCCGUUUAAGCUGAUCUUUAAUAUUGUUCAUCAAAA
Molecule: messenger RNA, 807 nt
Organism: Quercus robur (English oak)
Lineage: Eukaryota; Viridiplantae; Streptophyta; Magnoliopsida; Fagales; Fagaceae
Product: CST complex subunit TEN1
Exons: 4
Coding region: 254-625 (123 amino acids)
Biological process (GO): negative regulation of telomere maintenance via telomerase
Cellular component (GO): CST complex
Molecular function (GO): telomerase inhibitor activity; single-stranded DNA binding; telomeric repeat DNA binding
Source: RefSeq, a predicted model, not a curated record